AUGGGAUCCGAACCCUUCUGUGAUAACAGCACUGAAAAAGAAGAACAAUUCAAGACUAUACCAAGUGGGAUAUGUACCGAUGGUUACUUUCAGUGUGCUAACGAUACUUUAUGUGUUCAACAAAGUCAAAAUUGCGAUGGAGUUGCUGAUUGUCCUAACGGAAGCGAUGAAGAAGAAUGCGACGAUGAGCAUGAUGAUGAAUAUUGGGAUCAUCUUUAUAGGAAAAACCCAGCUGCAGAACAUGAUGACUGGAAUGGAAACAAUUGCUCGUUCGUGUAUUUCGGCCCUUGUAACUGUCGUAAAGAAGACUUACUUUGCGAUCACCAGAAUUACGAUAAGGCGCCUAAUGAUCUUCCUAUCGGAGAUAUAAACAUAUUGGAUUUUACUGGUAAUAACUUUAAGAAUUUAUCAAGAGAUUCGCUGAAAAAUAUACCUUAUUCAGUAGAAAAGCUAAUUUUGGUGCAUUGCAACGUAAUUGAAAUCCAAGAGAAAUCGUUUUACAAACUGGAACACACCAAAAGCUUGUAUUUGGAUAACAAUCACAUCAAGAUCUUUCCAAAUAAUCUCUUUCCUCCAAGAAAUAAGUUGCACAUUUUAUCACUGAUGUACAAUGAUAUUAUGAGAAUCCAUAAAGAGGCUUUUGCAAAUUUGGAACAUCUUCUUGAGCUGGAUUUAAGAGGAAACAAGAUUUCAGAAAUUGAUUUACAAGUAUUCCAACAUUUAAACAGACUUGAAAUAUUGUACUUACAGAAUAAUCAAAUAGCGUACGUCAAAGUAGGGUCUUUUCCAAAAUUGUCGGUAUUGCAGUUAUCUUUAAUGGAAAAUAAAAUCAAGGACAUAGAACAAGGAGCGUUGUCAAAUUUAACACAAUUAAGGAGUUUAUUCCUAUCAAAUAACCGUUUAAGCGAACUGAAAAAUGGAACUUUUACAAACUUAACGGAACUAGAAGCACUAACCCUCAACAAUAAUUUCAUUAGAACAGUGGAAAAAGGAGUGUUUGUAGAUAUUCCGAAACUACAAUCUCUACGUUUAGAAGGUAACCAAUUUAGAUGUUUGGACAAAAUAAUUUUAGAAAAAUGCCAUCAUUUACAAACCAUAUAUUUUGAUCGUUUUGAGAUGUGUUCAUCCGCGCAACACGUCAGAAAUUGUUACCCCAAAGGUGAUGGUAUCUCCAAUCAAGAACACAUGUUGGCAAACCCACUUCUACGAACUUGUGUUUGGUUAAUGGGAGCUAUAGGAUGCACUGGUAAUCUCAUUGUUCUGCUCUGUCGACGAUUUGCACCAACAACUAACGUAAUUCAUUCCCUCUACAUCAGAAAUCUGGCUCUUUCUGAUUUAUUGAUGGGAAUCUACUUGUUUAUAAUAGCUUCUGAAGAUCAACAUUAUCGGGGUGUUUAUCUUAGUUACCAGUACAUUUGGAGGCAUAGUUAUAUGUGUAAACUUUGUGGUUUCCUCAGCACAUUAUCAUGCGAGUCAUCAGUUUUGAUUCUGACGUUGGUCACUUGGGACAGAUUUGUAUCAGUGACACAACCGUUGCUAAGGAAACAACAUUCGAAAAGAAUGGCAAUUAUAACUCUUUUCACGCUAUGGAGCUUUGCUAUGAUCGUCGCGUUCGCCCCGCUUAGCGGUUUUAUGAACGGAUACUUUGGUGAUGAAUUUUAUGGAAAUAACGGAGUUUGUUUGUCCUUACACAUCCACGAACCUUAUGCAAUGGGAUGGCAAUACUCCGCAGUGAUGUUUAUUCUACUGAACACUUUGGCAUUAAUAUUUAUUUGCUACGCUUAUCUUCGAAUGAUUAAUGAAAUCAAAUCUAGCGGUGUAGCUUGUAGAUCGACGAGACAAAGUCAGGACACCGAUAAAGUCGCUCAACGAUUUGGUAUCAUUGUUUUUACAGAUUGCUUAUGUUGGGUUCCCGUUGUGUUGGUGAAAUUAGUCGCCUUAUCAGGGAUAUCCAUACCUCAAGAUUUAUAUGCUUGGUUGGCCAUCUUCGUACUUCCGAUCAAUUCAGCAUUGAAUCCAGUUCUUUAUACUUUAACCACUAGUAUAUUUAAGAAACAAAUACGAAAAAUGUUAAAUUCUUGUUGUCGAAGAAAAUCUGAUAACCACGCAUCAGAAUCUGGUUUGAGUCUCACCUUCGGAGUGUUUCCAAUACCGACAAAACAUUUUAGUUACCGGGGUACUCACAGCAGUAGCUUAACGGGAAGUAAAACCAGCUGGAGGAGAUCAACACCCGUAUGAUAGAUUGUUUUCGAUCUACAUAAACAAUAAUCAAAAAACAACUAAUCCAAAAAGUAUGAAUGCAAACCAAAUUGACCUCGUGAAACAAUCAAAAUUCCUUGAAUAUCUACCGUAUAUUCCACAAUGAGAAUAACCUAGUGCUCAAUAAGUUUUAGAAAAUAUUGACAUUUUCCAAAGUUUUCACUUAGUUAAGUUAUUCUUCUUCUACUCCGGUAACAUGUCUUUGCGAACAUCAAACGUUAGUAGAUGGCGUGUUUAGUUUUUUAUGUGUUUAUAGUGAUUUUGGUAGAAUUUUCUCUAUUUUUAUAACUCCCGUUAUCUCCUAAACGUGUUUGUGUGGUUAGAACAAAAUGUUUAAGAAUCGGUCUAACAAAGACGAAAAUUGAAAUAACCAUUUUCACACAUCAUGGAAUAUGUUGGGAGUCAGAAGCAGACCAUUAAAAGAAGGUGAAUCGGUUUCUAAAGUGGAACAUAUAGUAUUAUGGGGCCUAGAAGGAACAAAUUCAAAAAUCAUUGAAAAUUUGCGUCAACAGAUGUCAGGUCUAACUCCCAGCCUCAUGAGAUAACAAUUAAUCUGAAUGACGUAGUUAAAGAUUGGAAAUUAAUUGGUUCAUGUAAGUACCGGAAGAAAAGACUUGAAUACCUACACAAAACUACCAAAAAGGUACAUAAGAGUUUUAUUGGCCACUAGAAUAAGAUUUUAACGACUAGUACACUUGUAAACACUACAACUUUUACCACGUGUUUAUAGUUUUCGAAGGAUGUGUGAUUGUAUAAUAUAAUAAUACUUUUUGUUUACAAAACAAAAAAAUUAGUUUGAAACAAAAUUAACAGAUGUCGCCCACUUAGUAAUUUUCGCAAACAGUUGCGUUCGACAAUGUUCGCGGAACAGAUCGAGUAGAGAACGAUUUGGAUUACAUUGUCAUAGGUUGUACAGAUUGAUUAUGGUAAUUGCCGAACAGUAAACGCUUAGACAAGGAAAUACUCUUUGUCUAAUAGUAAAAAAUAACCCAAAAUAAUUUAAAUCAGCUGGUCAUAACUUUAGGACAUAAAGUACUACAGAACAGUGAAUAGGGAAGUAUGGGAUUUGACGAAAGUACACAUAUUGACAUUUUAAAUACUUAUUUAUUGUAUAGAGAACCAAUUCGUACCGAAGCUGGGUAUUAAUACGUGACAUCUGGAGGUGGUUAGGUUAGGUGUACUGUCAGUUUUUAUGUAUAACGAAUAAGACUAUUUAUUUUAUACAUACAAAAACAACACACAACACAUGAGUACAAAUAACUGUCGAAUAAAAUUGCUAAUUGAUUACCAUUGAAACGUCAAACAAAACGUCAAAAGUCAAAACAAAUCUGAGAGCUACCUUUCGAGAUUCGGAGCAAAGAGAUCUUAGUCAGAGUGUUCAAAAAUUUAUACAACCGAACGCGAAAUAAGCAGUGAGAUCGAAAUAAAAUGUAUUGCCGAACGAUACCGAACAGUCAGUCAUCAGAUUUACAUACCACACAGUAUAUAUUAUAUGAUCGGGCAACUAUUAUUUUGGAAAUUUUCUAGAUGAGCGUAGAAUAUACGGUAAUAUUAGACAAAAUUAGAUUGGUCAGAAAAAGGAAGUUAUAAAAAUUGUUACAAGUUUAGUUUUGUUAACCUUGAUAUAUGUAACGUAAACUGAGAUUAAAUUUCUCGUGAAUUGCAAUAGGUGAACUCAUCAAACUCAUCAAAAUGUAGCUGUGUAAUAAAUCGAUUUAAACGGUACCGUUGGUAAAUACCAGCUUUUUUACACAAUGUCUAUAUCUAUUAAAAGUGUUCGUAUCAAUUCUGAGUUAAAACUAAAAACUAAACUGCUUUUGUAAAUAAAGCUGCGUUUUGGUGGUAGUUAUACACAUUCCUAUAAUAGAAAGUGAACUGCAAUUUUCUGUUUAAUAACGAGCUUCAAUUCUUCUUUCGGUUCUAAAUUAUUUUCGGUGUCAUGAGGUUAUUUCACAUGUGUUCCAAAGUAUACAUCGGUGGUAAUGAGGUUAUUUAUUGUAACCAUACUGUUUGUUUGUAACGUUUAUGCUUCCAACAUAAAUAUAUGUAAAGAAACUUAGAUUUCUGUCUGCUAAGCAGCAAAUUAAAUUUAAUUAAACGAAGAGAUAUUACAAAAAAAUGUCAUUUAUCUAUCGUCAUACGUCAAACUUUUCUCGACACUAGGCAAUCUAAGAAAACAGCUGAUCUACUUCAAAAUGGCGGCUGUAAGGUAAGCAAUCGAUUUUCUCGUAUGUACUUGUGUAAGAUUUGUUUCCUUUUCUCCGGUAGUAAGAUUUGUUUAUUACUUUUUUGAUUUAUAAUGUCUAGACGACUAUGCAAAUAGUGUUUAGAUUUAUUUCAGUGAAACUAAUAGAGCUGAAACUGACUAUUAAGCUUUCUAGUCAGUGUGCAAGUAAGCCACAUUUCCAGGGCACUUCUUUAAGAAGUCAUUUUUCCAUAAAACUGGGAAUAAAAAGGUCUAAAAUCCAACUUUACGUUUCCUCAAAACCUUGCCACAAAAGCAUUUAAUUACCCCACGGCGGCAAUUUUUACGAGAGCGUCAACUGAUUUUGAUAAUUCUUUAGAUUGCUCAAUUACAAUAUAACAUAGCGUCAUUACCACUAACCUGUACCAUUAUCUAUAACUAUAGUAAAGACUAUAUGGACAACGUCUGUACUAAUAUACAUUUCGUUUUUCUCAUACAGUUAAUAUUAAAGAUAGCGAGAGCAAGGUAUUGGAGUUUAUUACAGUGGGCUCGAACUGCUGAAAGAGAAAGAAAGAGCAUUGGUAGUCCACUCUCUGUACUGUAUUUAGUAACGAAAGCAAGAUUCGAUAGUUAUACAUCAUGACUCCGAACAAUAUUUAACAGUGUAAAAUAAAUUUUAUAAGUCCAUUUGUUAUUUAUAACUUGAAUAUCUGGUGGACAGCAUUUUCUGCUAUGUAUACAUCGUGUUGUACUUUUCACCUUUAUUAAUAAUUGUAUCUAUAAUUAAAUUUUGGUGUGUUUGGAAUACCAUUUGCUGGAUAUCUAUAUUGAAGGUAAAUUUUUUAUUCACAUUUAUUUAAAAUUGUUUUAGCUUAACGUGGUUUAUGAAACAAUCGCUUGUUUGACGUUAGAAAUGUUGAUCAUUUUCAACUAAAUAAUUAGUAGAAUUUUAUUUUAUUUGUAAUUUUUGUAUUGUAAUUACAAAAAACGUAUUAGGCCAUAAUGGCUAUUUGGUAAAUACUGUGUAUACAUUUUUAUUUUCAAAAUAUAGAUGUUUUUGGAAAAUGUGUUUUUUUCUAGCCGGUUAAAGUACACGGGCAAAUUACUAGUAUUAAAACUUUAUAUGGGUAUAUCUAGUUCAGUUGGAGAUCUAGUCCCACUGUUUUCUGAGUACCUAUAAACCUUAUUCACAGAAUCAAAGAUUUCCAAUAUGAUUUUGCAUCAACACUUCCUCGUGUUGUUAUUUUAACUUUAAAAUUAUAAAAGUAACCCUUAUCGGUACCAAUACCCCUUACUUAUGAAAUUCUCCUACUUCUUUCAUCUGUUUCAUAAUUAAUAAAAAAAAUCAGAGAGUUUCGAAUCAAUAGACUACAAGAGUUUGAAUAUCUAGGAGUGACAGUAACAAGUAAAGUUGAAGAAAUAUAAAUAAUUUUAUAAGAGAUUAGCAAGUGGAAAUAAAACAUUUGGAGCCCUAGGAAAUCUUUUAAAGUGCAAAAACAUCUCAAGGGCAGUGCAAGAUUAAUAAAGAAGAAUGCAGAUAUUGAAAGGAUUCAAAGAACAUAUGCUUCAUAUACAGACCUCCUAGUGAUACCCACUACAUACAGCUAUUCUUAAACCUCACAUCAGCUGGUUGAAAUUUUUUUUACAGAACUGGCUAUGCAGGGCAGGAAGCUAAAGAUUUUACCCACAGUCAUGGAAUUACCCAACUUAUCAAUGAACCAACCAGAAUUUCUACCACUCAGAAUAUCAUUGGGGCCGGAUUUAGAAUUUUUGGCGCCUCUAAGCCCAAUAAUUUUUUCGCCCCUUAGUCUAAUUAAAGUAACUUUCUUAAACACCUUUCUCAAAAAUUAUAUCGCUUAUAUGUUAAUCGCUUGAUUUUUUGAGGAAUUUACUUGGUCUUGGGCUUAAAAAAAUGUGGUCUCUUAAACACUUUUAGUCAUUUUAUGUAUUAAAUAGUGACCUAACGUUCAUGGGACUGAAACAAAUCGAUCCAACCUGCAGAGCAUUCCCGCAAAAAAGCACGGUUUCAAAUUUCAGACCCACAAACAUGAGCUAAAUAUAGUAUGUGAUCUUAAAUCAAGGCUAUUUAUUUUGAUUUAAAAAUAACAGUAAUGUGUGAAC
Molecule: messenger RNA, 6565 nt
Organism: Diorhabda sublineata
Lineage: Eukaryota; Metazoa; Arthropoda; Insecta; Coleoptera; Chrysomelidae
Gene: Lgr4
Product: relaxin receptor 2
Exons: 20
Coding region: 1-2238 (745 amino acids)
Biological process (GO): G protein-coupled receptor signaling pathway
Cellular component (GO): membrane
Molecular function (GO): G protein-coupled receptor activity; protein binding
Source: RefSeq, a predicted model, not a curated record